GAGAGAGAGAGAGGAGGGGGGGAUCAUACAGAGAGGAAAUCUUACAGCGAAUCUAUUUCAUUUUCGUUAACUUUUUAACGCACUUCUUUUCAUAAUUACGAAUUUCCGAACUCUUAAGCAGGGACUUCCCAGGAGAGCGUGAACACAUAAAUCAGCUUUCAGCGCGCAGCUCUUACUAUCUUCCUCAACGACAAGGUAUGCAACGGGUUAAGGAGCGGGGCUUCAGAGUCCUCCUCUCUUGUUCGCCACGAUGAACAAAUGAACUCUUGGGGAAUGAAAUUUAAAUUCCAUAAAGGAGAAAAAGUUCUCUGUUUUGAACCUGACCCAUCCAAGGCCAAAGUGCUCUACGAUGCAAAGGUUGUUGACAUCGCAACAGUAAAAGAUGAGACGGGGAAAAGGGUCCCAAAGUAUCUGAUUCAUUUCAAUGGUUGGAACAGAAGUUGGGAUCGCUGGGCUGCAGAGGAUCAUGUGCUCAGAGAUUCUGAUAAUAAUCGCAAAUUACAACGUAAACUGGCACGCAAAGCUUUAGCUCGCAUGAGGAAAAAGGGAUGGAAGAAACGACGCUGUCGUCUGCCAGGUGUUAACCCAAUCUUGAAGUCCCUCACUGAAGAGGAAAAGGAGAAGAGUGAUGAUGCAUCUUUGAUCUCGCCAUCUGAUGAUAGUGACGAAGACAUUUCAGACCAGGAGUCCUUAAAAAGUGAAAGUGCCUCAUCGGAAGAAAUGAACAGUAUGAGGGAAGAGCAGGAGCCGCAGACCAAAAGGGAGAGUGAAGACAAGAGCAUCACUGUAAACAUUGACAUCCCUGAUGUUCUCAAGAAGAAGCUGGAGGAUGACUGUUACUAUAUCAACAAAAGAAAGAAGCUGGUGAAGCUUCCAUGCCUGAUGAAUAUAGUAAACAUUCUGGAGUCCUAUGUGAAGCACUUCACCCUAAAUGCAGCUUUCUCAGCUAAUGAGCGCUGUCGGCACCCUCAGAGCUCCACGCAGACUAAUAUGAGUCCACACUAUAUGCCACCUGAGAGGAAGACUGUGGCUGCAUCACCGGCAUCUUGCACAACAAGAAAGGCACGCGAGUGUCAUUCAGUUUUGAGUUCGCUGGAAAAUCACAAUGAGACUGUGAAUACACCACUCUCACCUUCACCUGCAUCUCGCACAGGAAGGGGACACAGCGAGGAGCUCUGUAAAGAAAUGGUGGAUGGUUUGAGGAUAACAUUUGACUUUACCCUUCCACUAAUCCUACUGUACCCAAGCGAACAAGCUCAGUUCAAAAAAGUCAGCUCCUCCAAGUUCUUCCAGCCAAUCAUUGACAGCGCAACCUGCACCAGUAGAUCUUCAGUAGCUGAUGCAAAUGCUUUGAGAUGUCACUUCAAUCAUGCGUCAUGGACUUUCAGAGAACGUUCCCCCAGUCCUGGCCAGAAUCCCUCUACUCCCCAGUCCACAGACAGCCAACCAGCUCUGAGUGAAUCCUCCAGUGUCCCUGUCAUCAUGGCAACCCCACCUAAGCGCAGACGCUGUGCCUACCUGGAUUCCGAUUCCACCCAAUCUUUGCGUCGCUCAACACGCAAUACAUCUGGAGGGGAUCGAGCAGCAGAGCCUGGGGGUGGUGGCAGCAGCAAUGCUUCUCCUCAACCAAAGCGAAGGCCUGCUGAGGUGCAGGCACCACAACCCAAGUUCUUCCUCAACCUAGAGAAGAAGACUCCUGUUCACAGUGGCUCCUCCUCUCCUUUGCCCUUGACACCCAGCAGGGAUUGCACUGGAGGGCUUUUCUCAGGGCUGGAAACCCAGAGGAACUACGAACUAAAUGAGCUGGGAUGUUCCCGUGACAAUCGGAGCGCACUCACCACCGAUGACCCCGGAGCGCACUCACCACCAACUGGACAGGUUCUGAGCUGGAGACUGACACCAGAUAACUACCCUCAGAGUGACCAGCUCCCCCCUCCUUCUUACCUCUAUGGCGCUCAGCACCUGCUUCGGCUAUUUGUUAAACUUCCAGAAAUCUUGAGGAAGAUGCACAUACCAGAAAAGAACCUGAGGGCACUAGUGAAACACUUCGAGCUUUUCCUCAGCUGGGUUCGUCAACCAUAACUCCUUCCAGGACGGCCAGGAACCUUGGAGUUGUGAUCGAUGAUCAGUUAAGCUUCACAGACCAUAUUGCUACAACGGCCCGUUCCUGCAGAUUCGCCUUAUACAACAUUAGGAAGAUUAGACCCUUCCUGUCUGAGCAUGCCGCACAACUCCUCGUCCAAGCUCUUGUUCUCUCCAGACUGGACUAUUGUAAUGCUCUCUUGGCGGGCCUUCCCACAUGUACUAUCAAGCCUCUGCAACUGAUCCAGAAUGCAGCAGCCAGAGUGGUCUAUAAUGAACCAAAGAAAGCUCACGUUACCCCUCUCUUCAUCACGUUACACUGGCUACCAAUAGCCGCUCGCAUCAGAUUCAAGGUACUGAUGUUUGCCUACAAGACAACAACUAGCACUGCAUCAAUAUAUCUAAACUCACUAGUUCAAACUUAUUGCACCCUCCAGAAGCUUGCGUUCUGCAAGUGAACGACGCCUUGUGGUGCCAUCACAAAGAGGUACCAAAUCCCUCUCACGGACCUUUUCCUGGACUGUGCCCAGCUGGUGGAAUGACCUCCCAAUCACAAUUCGAACAACUGAAUCUUUAUCCAUUUUCAAGAAACAUCUAAAGACGCAUCUUUUUCGCCAGCACCUGACCAACUAAUACUAACACUUGCCUAUUCUAUCUCUAAAAAAAAAAAAAAAAAAACCCUAGCUACGUGUACUGUGCUGGGCUAACUGAAACUUGUCAUGGCACUUGUAUACUGCUUCACUCUCGAUGGUCUCAUUGCUUCUAUUGUUCUCAUAUUGUACGUCGCUUUGGAUAAAAGCGUCUGCUAAAUGAUUAAAUGUAAAUGUAAAUGUAUCCCUCUGUGUUGUAUUUGUUUAUUUUUUCUGUUAGGAAGAUAACUGAGCCUUUAAAUCUCCUUUGUAAUAGAUAUGCUUAUAAAUCAAGAACAAGGCAUUUAUAGCUGUAUUUAUAAACUGCUUACUAAUGACACUUAAUGUUGGGACGAUGCUUUAUAAAGGAUGAACUGACUAUUUACUAAUGCUUACCUAAUGAUUCAUAUUGUGCAGUUAUUAUAAAGUGUUACCACAGUAACUUCACAUUGACAAAUGGCUAAACAAAGGCAGAGUACCGUAACUCAAUUUGAGCGUUCAAAAACAAAGUCAAAGAGCGGUAACUGAUGUUAUACAGUGUUCUGCCUUGGUUUCUCCUGGACUUUUCUAAGUUUCUGUUAAUACAACCAUUAUUUUCUCAAAAAAAAAAAAAUGAAUUUGAGUCAAGAUACUUAUCCACAUGAUAAAGGGGUCUUGAAUGUCCCAAAAAUAGCAAUAACUCAUUCUCCAGAAGUUACGGUCUUUUGCCUUUUCACGGUAGUAUUUUCCUCUUUUUAAUGCUGCUUUACAGCAGAAUUUAAUUUUGUUUGCAUUACUGAAACACUAUUUUCCUGUUUAACACUGUAAAUGUAACAGGGCUGAUGAGACGUGAGACGUGCGGAUCCAAAUGCAAGCUUUUAUUAACAGGCAUGGUCAUAAAUACAGGCAGGGUCGAGCAAUGGCAAACAGGUAUGGCAGGGACCAGACAAAGAGUAAUCCUAGGGCAAGCGAAGGUCGAUGAUCAGCAAACAGUAUCCAGUGGGCAAGGCAGAGAGAUAAUCCAGGGAACACGGGCUAGAAUCCAAUGGGGGGCAAACAGUGUCCAGACGGCAAGGCAAGGGUUAAUCCAGGGAACACGGGUAGAACAAACACGGGGAAAACACAAUCCAAACUAACAGGGGCUCUGUAGAGUUGCUACGGCUAGGGGAGCGGUAAACGCAUACAAUACUCGGCAGUGAGGGAAACAAAGUCCAGGGUUAUAUAAGGUGUGUGAUCAGUGUGUGCGUGGGAUCAGGUGUGCGUGUGAUUAGUGCAAUGAGUGAUUGGUGACAGCUGUGAUCAGUGUUGGAUGAUGGGAAUUGGAGUCCAGUGUUGUGUAUGGUGUGAGUCAAUGUGGUGAGCGAGUGACCUCUGGUGGUGAAUGAACGGAAGUGCACAGACUGGAUUCGUGACAGUAAAGCUGCUUUGACACAAUCUGUAUUGUAUGAAGUGCUAUAUUAAUAAAGGUGACUUGACUUCACAUGCAGAUUACAGUACACAGAUGCGGAUUACAUCCCUAGUCCUACCGAAUACCUAAACAUAACUAUCUUACUAACUAUUAAUAAGCAGCAAAUUAGAAUUGUAUUGAGGCAAAAGUCAUAGUUAAUGGUUUGUUAAUAGAAAGAAUUGGACCUUAAAAUAAAGUGUGACCCAGUACACAGCAUGCAAGCAUGUACAGUUAGGUCCAUAAAACAACUUAAAUAUGUUUUGGUCAGCAGCUAAAAUAAUAAAAAUUGUAAAAAAUUGUAUUAUUUUAGCUGCUGACCAAAACAUAUUUAAGUUGCAGUUAUAUAAUAAAUAUAGGCUUAAAGUGCUUUAAUUUGAGAGUAUUCACAUCAAAAUUGGAGGAAAGGAUAAGGAAUUACAGCUCUUUAAUAUGUACUUCCCCCUUUUUCAAGGGACCAUAAGUAAUUGGACAGUUGACUCAAAAGCUCUUUCAUGGACAUGCGUGGGCUAUUCAUUUGAUAUUUCUACAUCAACUAAACAGGUAAAAGUUCUGGAAUUGAUUCUAAGUGUGCCAUUUGCAUUUGGAAGCUGUUGCUGUGAACCCACAUAAUGCAGUCAAAGGAGCUCUCCAUGCAAGUGAAACAGGCUUCAAAAUCAAAACAUUUUGAGAAAAAAAGGACGCACUAGUGAGCUUAGCAACAUAAAAAGGCCUGGAUAGGCCAGAGGACAACAUUGGUGGAUGAUCGGAGGAUCCUCUCCAUGGUAAAGAAAGCCCUUUCACAAAAUCCAGCCAAUUGAAGAACACUCUCCAGGAGGCAGGAGUGUCGCUGUCAAGUCAAGUCACGUCACCUUCAUUUAUAUAGCGCUUUUAACAAUACAGAUUGUGUCAAAGCAGCUUUACAGUAUCAAAUAGGAAAAUAGUGUGUCAAUAAUGCAAAAGGACAAUAGUAAACACUCAAUUUUCAGUUAAAGGCAGUUCAUCAUUGAAUUCAGUGAUGCCAUCAUCCAGCUCAGUUCAGUUUAAAUAGUAUCUGUGCAAUCGAGUCAACGAUAUCGCUGGAAAUUAAGUGUCCCCAACUAAGCAAGCCAGAGGCGACAGCCGCAAGGAACCAAAACUCCAUCGGUGACAGAAUAGAGAAAAAAAAACCUUGGGAGAAACCAGGCUCAGUCAGGGUGCCAGUUCUCCUCCUAUUAUCAAAUGGCCAGAGUUUUGAGAAUGCAGCAGGUGUGGAGGACUAAGAUGCAAUAAGAGCGCGCUAAACCAUGCUAAACCAUUCAAAGUAAUUAAUAAGAUUUUAAAAUCUAUAUGAUGUUUAAUAGGGAACCAGUGCAGUGUUGACAGAACUGGGCUAAUAUGGUCAUACUUCCUGGUUCUAGUAAGAACUGUAGUUGCUGCAUUUUGGACCUGCUGGAGUUUGUUUAUUAAGCGUGCAGAACAACCACCCAAUAAAGCAUUACAAUAAUCUAACCUUGAGGUCAUGAACGCAUGAAUUAACGUUUCUGCAUUUGACAUUGAGAUCAUAGUUCGCAAUUUAGAUAUAUUUUUUGAGAUGAAAAAACGCAGUUUUACAGAUGCUAGAAACAUGGCUUUCAAAUGAAAGAUUGCUAUCAAACAGCACACCUAGGUUCCUAACUGAUGAUGAAGAAUUGACAGAGUAGCCAUCAAGUGUUAGAUAAUGUUCUAGGUUAUUACAUAUGGGGUUUUUAGGUCCGACAAUUAACACCUCUGUUUUUUCAGAAUUUAGCAGGAAGAAAUUACUCAACAUCCAGAAAUUGCCCCAGCCAUAUCACCUUGCAGCCCAAGACCGGUUGCCCACGAAGCUAAGCAGGGCUGAGCCUGGUCAGUACCUGGAUGGGAGACCUCCUGGGAAAACUAGGUUGCUGCUGGAAGAGGUGUUAGUGAGGCCAGCAGGGGGUGCUCACCCUGUCGUCUGUGUGAGUCCUAAUGCCCCAGUAUAGUGACGGGGACACUAUACUGUCAAAAAGCACCGUCUUUCGGAUGAGACGUUAAACCAAGGUCCUGACUCUCUGUGGUCAUUAAAAAUCCCAUGACACUUAUUGUAAAGAGUAGGGGUAUAACCCCGGUGUCCUGGCCAAAUUGCCUCCACUGGCCCCUGUCUAUUAUGGCCUCCUAAUAAUCCCCAUCCACUUGAUUGGCUCUAUGACUCUCUCUCCUCUCCACCUGUAGCUGGUGUGUGGUGAGCGCACUGGCGCCGUUGUCCUGUGGCUGCCGUCGCAUCAUCCAAGUGGAUGCUGCACACUGGUGGUGGUUGAGAAGAGACCCCCCCCCCAUAUGAUUGUAAAGCGCUUUGGGUGUACAGCAAUACACAAUAAAGCGCUAUAUAAAUGCAUCAUUCAUUCAUUCAUUCAUCCAGUCUUUUAUAUCGACUAUGCAUUCCGUUUUCUAAUUGGUAUGUUUCGCCAGGCCGCAAAGAAAUAUAGAGCUGAGUAUCAUCAGCAUAACAAUGAAAGCUAACACCUUGUUUCCUGAUGAUAUCUCCCGAGGGUAACAUGCAAAGCGUGAAAAGUAACUGCCCUAGUACUGAGCCUUGAGGUACUCCAUACUGCACUUGUGAUCGAUAUGAUACCUCUUCAUUCACUGCUACGGGUUGAUGGUGGUCAGAUAAGUACGAUUUGAACCAUGCCAAUGCACUUCCACUAAUGCCAACAAAGUUUUCUAGUCUAUUCAAAAGAAUAUUGUGGGCAAUAGUCUCAAACGCAGCACUAAAAUCCUGUCAAAGUCUACAAUCAAGAGAAGACUUCAUGAGAGCAAAUACAGAGGGUUCACCACAAGGUGCAAACAAGUAGAGCCCUACACGGGCCUCAAGUUUAGGCCCUAGCCCGGCCCUGGCCCGAGAUGCUCAGGCCCUAGCUGUGGCCCGGUCUGUGUCCGACAGCUUAUCGGAAUUACUGGCCCGAGUCUGACCCGAGCCCGUCUUUUUCCCCCCUUCUCCCAAAACAGCUUAUACUACCGUUUCGGCUAUUAAAAUAGUUCAGUUUUGUAUGUAAUGGCAAAAUUAUUAUAUUUGUUUAGUUUUUUUAUGAAGUUAAUUUAGAAAAACGUUUGGAGCAUUUUUGUUUGUUAAAUAUAAGUUUUUGUUUUUUAAAGUAACGACUAAGCGGCCAGCGGCAGACACUGAGCUGAUCAUAGCCAAUGUUUGAUCAAUUUAGCCUUCUCAAAUCAUCAGGACUUGCCUAAAAUAAAAUCUAUAGAUAUACUAAAAGAGUUCAAGCAUACAACAAUGUUUAAACGUUAAACCUGCGCUAUAAUAAUAAUGUGCACUAGCCUAUAUCACCAGGGCAAAAAAUUUAGUGUUUAAUCUUGUCAUUUUACAUUAUUGACACACUAUUUCCUAUUGUGAUAUUGGAAAGUUGCUUUGACACAAUCUGUAUUGUUAAAAGCGCUAUAUAAAUAAAGGUGACUUGACUUGACUCAACUUGACUUGACUGUAUAGGGGCUUCAACUAAGUAGUAAGUUAGGGGUAUGAAUAGGGCAAUGUACUUAUUUCACUUGCAUUUUUUUCAGUGGAAACAACUUAAAAUAGUCUACGCAGUAAUUUUUCUGAUAAAGGUAAGAGUAAUACAUCAUUCGGAACUGUAAAGGGUCUACUUUUAUUUGUGUGCACUCACAAUAUCAACAAAAUGUUGUGAUUUUAUAAAACAAAGAAAACAAACAUGAUGCGCUUUCUGCCAUCUCGUCUUGAACAGGUGCAAAAUGAACCGAAGCUGAGCGAAUACAUGCCUCACAGACAUGAUAAAUAUAUCUAUAGAAAGCUUUAAAUUACCACUUAACAAAAUAAAAAAAUCAAAAGCAAAAACUCUUUUAUUAUAACCAUAAUCCAUAAAGAUGCAUUUCUCUCUAAAGGCGCAUCUAAUGAGGAGACGGCGAGUCAGGAUCAGCAACUUCAUCCUUGCGAAACGGACUCAGAAAACACUAGUUCAUUAGUAAAUAAUUCAAAUAUCUCCUAUAUUUCCCCUGGACACAUUCAUGGUAAUUAUGUUUGCUGGGGCUUUGCGGCAAGCUUUAGCCUAUUGCGUGCAUUUGAACGCAGAACUCUUCAGCUGCGCUGAAGUCAGUUGCGCUUGCUGCUGCUGCUGGACACUAAACACUAAAAAAGCCAGACCACUCUUGGAAAAGCAUUCUUUGGACGGCUGAAAUUAAGAUCGACCUGUACCAGAAUGACGGGAAGAAAAAAGUAUGGAUAAGGGUUGGAACAGCUCAUGAUCCAAAGCAUACAACAGCAUCUGUGAAUCAUGGUGGAGCAGUGUAAUGGCAUGAGCAUGCAUGGCUUCCAGUGGCACUGGGUUACUGGUGUUUAUUGAUGACAUGACAGAAGACAGAAGCAGCUGGAAGAAUUCUGAAGUGUAUAGGGAUAUACUGUCUGCUCAGAUUCAGCCAAAUGCAGUCAAAAGUUGAUUGGACGGCGCUUCAUAGUACAAGUGGAAAUAACCCAAAAUAUACUGCAAAGGCAGUAUGGAGUUUUUGAAGGUAAAAAAGUGGAAUAUUCUGCAAUGGCCAAGUCACUCUCCUGAUUUCAGCCUGAUUGAGCAUGCAUUUCACUUGCUAAAAGCAAAACUAAAGGCAGAAAGACCCACAAACAGUAAAUAACUGAAGUCAGCUGCAGUAAAAGCCUGGCAAAGGAUCACAAAAGAGGAAACCCAAUUUUUGGUAAUAAUCCAUGAGUUCCAGACCUAAGGCAGUCUCAACAAAAUAUUAAAAAUGAAUAUUUAUUUAUGAUUAUAUUUAUUUGUCCAAUUACAUUUGAGCCCCUGAAAAUGGGGGGGCUAUGUAUAAAAAUGGUUGUAAUUCAGUUCAAGGAUGUGUUAAAUUGAUAAAAAGGUGGUAGUAAAGAUAUUGUUCUUAUAUUGUAAAUGACUCAGCCUGUGAGAAACAACUGCAACUCAGUUCCAAGCAUCAUGAAUGGAGGAAACCAGGUACUGCUCAUCACCAGUCAAGUCAAGUCACCUUUAUUUAUAUAGCGCUUUUAACAAUACAGAUUGUGUCAAAGCACUUAACAGUAUCAAAUUGAAAGAUAGAGUGUCAGAAAUGUAUAAUGGUAAGAUUAAACACUCAAUUUUCAGUUAAAGGCAUUUCAUUAUUGAAUUCAGAGAUGUCAUUGUCUAGCUCAGUUUAGUUUAAAUAGUAUCUGUGCAAUCAAAUCGGCGAUAAUCGCUAGAAAUUAAGUGUCCCCAACUGAGCAAGCCAGAGGCGACAGCGGCAAGGAACCAAAAACUCCCUCUGUAACAGAAUGGAGAAAAAAAAACCUUGGGAGAAACCAGGCUCAGUCGGGGGGCCAGUUCUCCUCUGACCAGACGAAACCCGCAGUUCAAAAGUUUAUAUUUCUAUUUUUAUUUUGUUGCAAUUUCUAACAAUAAUAGUAUUAUGUAGUUAGGUAUUUUAUUAUAUUUUUAGUUAUUUUGUUAUAUUUUUAGUUUUAUUGUAUUUUAAUCGAGGCCUUCACUGGGGAUAUGUCUCUGGGGCUCAUCUGGGUGUCCUGGCCUCCGCCGAUGAUCAGGGCUGCAGACAUAAUCUCUUGGUGCUGAUCCACCAUCUGAUUGGAUACGGACUGAGAAACAGAAUAGGAAAGAAACAGACAAAUAUUAGCGUAGAUGCCAUUCUACUUAUGAUGUAACGAGUACAUCGUGUGUUAUGGGGAGUGUUCCCGGUUCCGGUUGAUCUAAUUAAUGCAGCCUAACAUUCCUUUAACGGAUUUGAAUAAUAGAAGCGUAUUAGUGUGUUAUGUGUAAGCCAGGCUAAAGAGAUGGGUCUUUAUUAAUCUAGAUUUAAACUGACAGAGUGUGUCUGCCUCCCGAACAGUGUUAGGUAGAUUGUUCCAGAGUUUGGGUGCUAAAUAGGAAAAGGAUCUGCCGCCCGCAGUCGAUUUUGAUAUUCUAGGUAUUAUCAAACGGAGACAAAAGGAUAAAAUCCUGGGAACGAAGAUUGUAAGUCCCGAUAUUAAUUACACUGAUGUAGGUCAGAAGAUAGGAUGGAAGUAGACCUAAGAUAGUGUAAUGUAAGGUUUUAUCCUUCAUUUAUAAAUUUUAGCUUUAGGGAACCAAAUCGUAGAAAUUCGGUUUUGAUCUGAUUAAUUGAUAUUAAUCAAAAUUGUAUAAUUUACACCUUAUUAACGACUCGACCAGCGAGUAUUAAUACAGUAUAUUUUAGUAUUUCGGCUUAUUGUUGAUAAUAAUACAGAAUUGAUUGGGAAAUUUGUUUGAGCAACAGGUAACACGAUCUAUGGCAAAUAAUUUAAGAUUUGAAAAUCACGGCACCAGACUAUUCAUUAAAAAUGAAUCGAGAGUUUAUUUACUAUUCUAGGAUACACUACAAAAACAGAACACAUACACACACAUACACACAUUACGGCAAGAUAAAAGCAGUUUGAUGAAAGUUAAGCUAUUCUCUUUUCCUGAGAAAGACGACCUUGGGACGUCACAAACAGAAGACUCGGUUAUCGUUAUCUUUUAAAGAUUCAUUCAAUUCAACUCAGCGAAUUAGAGAUUUGUUUGUUUUACUUGCUUUGAGUUGUUGAAGGCUGUUCUUCUUGAGGAGGGUUACUGGAGGGAAGCCCCGGACUUUCCUGCUGACGUGUUGUUAUCGUGUGACGUCACUCGGGAUUCCUCCUUUUGGAUUUGAUGGCUUCCUGGCAGCGCGUGAAUGGCAAGUUUGAAGUUCUUACGCGGCGGCUUUGCAAGUUUUCUUUGGUCAGACAUGGACAGGGUGUUGAAGUCUUUUGAGAUGAUCAGCCAGAUGUUUCGCAGCGCGAUCAGGGGGCAACGCCCAAACUUUCAGCCAAGUUUCCUUGCAGUUUCACCAGUUGUUCCCAGUUGUUCAACCCACCGCUUUGCAAAGUUGGGUGUCUGUUUUUAUCGGACAGAGGUGAGUCCAUCCUAUCCACUGUCUGAUCCAAUCACAUUGUCUCUGUAGGGCGGAGCCCCGCCCAGCACGACUUCUUUUUCGUGCAUACAUUAUCUGCUAAUAAAUGUGUCACUUGGAGGAAAUAUCCUAGCAGAUUUCUAUAAAGUGUUAUAAUCAUACCUUAUGAUGCUAAAAGUCAACAUUCAUCCUUUUCACCUUAUUGUAAUCAAAAUAACGUUUAAUCCAAGUCUGGUCAACAUAUAUCUGUCUUUCCUUGUUGAUACCAUCAUUGAAUUAUGGUCAAAAGCAGUCAGGGGACUCAGGGAGGGUCUGUGCUGGAGCAUGUCCAGAUUCCCCGUACUUUGUACUGUCCGUUUAUUCGACUUUAUUUAUGGUAACCUGGUCAGGAACAACAUUGAAGAUUCUGUUCUUCAAAGGAUGGCCAGAUGUUCUCCUCCCAGCUUCAUGAGAUGAUAAGGAGAACAGGCAGGAAGCUUAGUCAGAUACCUUGGGCGUUUUGUUGGUCAUUUGUAACUUUUACGACUAUUACGAUGGAGGGAGGAACUCAGGAAUGUUCUGUUAAGAUUAUGCGUGUGCGUUCUUUUCGACCAGGUUCUACAAUAGCCUUAUAUAUAAAAAUAUACCAGUGUUGAAGUCUCCGCGUUGCAAGAGAAGGCCGUCCAACACGUUCAUACAGUUCACAGUGGUGAGUGAGGACUUUAAAACCAGUGAUGAACCUCAGAGCUCCAUGGUAUACAGUGUCCAGUGCAUGCAAACUUUGAGACGAAGCAUGCAUGUAUAAGACAUCACCAUAGUCAAUUAUAGACAUAAAAGUAGCUUCAACCAGCCUUUUUCUAGAUUCAAACGAAAGGCAGGAUUUGAUUCUGAAAUAAAACCCUAGUUUAAGUUUUAAUCUUUUUGCUAGCUGCUGAAUAUGAAAAGUAAAAGAAAGAGAUUCAUCUAUUAAAAUACCAAGAUAUCUGUAUUUAGAAACACAUUCAAUCUUCAUACCCUGGGAAGUGAGGAUUGAAGGCAGAUUUAAUUUGGAUUUCGAAUUUGAAAAAAGCAUAACUUUUUUGUUUUUUCAGGAUUUAAAACAAGUUUUAAAUCAUAAAGAUUCUGUUGAAGCGUGUUAAAAUCAAGUUGUAAUUGUGAGAGGGCCUGGUCUGCAGUGGGUGCUGAGCAAUACAGUACAGUGUCAUCUGCAUAAAAAUGAAAUUUUCCUUUAUACACGUUACUAUCAAUAUUAUUUAUAUAUAGGAUAAAAAGCAAUGGCCCCAAGACUGACCCCUGAGGCACGCCUUUUGUUAUUUUGAGAUAGCGAGAGGUGUUUCCCUCCAUCUGCACACAGAAAGUCCAGCCCUAUAGAGUCUGUGCUUAAGCACUGUGUGGUCCACUGUAUCAAAUGCCUUAGAAAGGUCAAUAAAAAGGGCUGCACAAUGCUGCUUGUUGUCUAUAGUUUCAAUAAAGUCAUUUAAAACCUUAAGAGCUGCCGAUGUUGUACUAUGCCUUUUUCUAAAACCAGAUUGGAAGUCAGAUAAAACAUUAUUACUGUUAAAAAAAUCCUUUAAUUGAUCACUGACAAGGGACUCUACAACGUUGACCGGAACAGACAAUUUAGAGAUCGGUCUGUAGUUAUUUCAGAUAGAAGGGUCACCACCUUUUAACAGGGGAACCACAAAGGCUGAUUUCCAGAUGGAAGGAAUGACAUUUGUGUUUAAGCACAGAUUAAAAAUAUUACUUAAAGGCAUGGCAAUAAAAUUUACUGCUAGCUUUAAAAAGUAGGGAUCCAGUUUAUCAGGGCCUGCAGAUUUUGUCGUGUCCAAGUGCUUGAGGGCUUUAUUUACAUCUGAAACUGUAAUAGGACUGAAACUAAAAGACUGACUAGAAGGAUCCGAACCAACAAUCUCCACUGUAGAAGAACACUCAUAUUGAGUAUUAAGUGACUCAAAUAAAAAUCCUGAGGCUGUGAAAUGUUCAUUGAAAGAAUCAAGUAUUUUGGUCUUAUCAAUAAGUUUUUGAGAGUCUAUCACAAUGCUUGAAGGAAGCUCCUGGUCUUUACUACUUUCUGAUAAUGAUUUGAUAGUUUUCCAAAAUUUUGAUGGAUUAUUCAGGUUAUGAGUGGUUUGAGAAAGAAAAUAAUCAGCUUUGGCUUUUCUAAUUUUUAGAGUACAUGCAUUACGCAAUUGCCUGAAAACCAGCCAGUCAGAGCUCUGAUUUGAUUUUCUGGCUUUUGCCCACGCCACGUUGCGCUCAUGGAGAAUAUUUGCUAAAUCAGGAGAAAACCAAGCAUUAUUUCGGCCUUUAAUUCUGUACUUCUUUAGUGGAGCAUACUUAUUAAUUAUAUUGGUAAACCCCUCAUAAAAGAGGUUCCAGGCACUAUCAACAUCUGUACUAAUAUAAAUUUUUUCCCAGUCAUAAUUAGAUAAAUCGUGAAGGAAUUCUUGUUCUGAGAAGUGCUUCAUAUUACGUUUAACUAUAAUGCGUGGUUUGGUUUUAGGUAUUUUAGUAUUUCGAACUGUUGCUACGACACAGUGAUCACUAAUGUCAUUUGUAAAUAUAGAAGCAGUUGAAUACUUAUAAGGGACGUUAGUUAGAAUCACAUCUAUCAGCGAUGAUUUUUCCAGGCCGUGUGGGACUGUCAACAAUCUGAAAAAGAUUUAAUGAAUCACAAUAAGCUCUAAAAUCAUAAGAUACUGGUUGUAACCAGUUCCAAUUAAGAUAUCCGAAGGCUACUAAUUCCUUAGAGUUAAAAUCAGAAAGGAGUUGCAUUAAGGAAGACAGAGCACCGCUAACAGCUGAAGGUGUCCUAUAACAACCAAUGACUGUUAUACAAAGUGAUUUAGAGACUUUGAGCUCCAAAGCUAAAAACUCAAACUUUUUAACUAACGAUAUUGAUAGCAGUACAUUAACUUGAUACUGGUUUUUGAUGUAGAUUGCUACACCCCCACCUCUAUUAGGGCGGUCAGUCCUAAAAACAUUAUUACCACUUAUAUUGAUUUCUUUAUCUGAAACCUAUUUACUUAACCAGGUUUCAGACAAGACAAUUACAUCAGUGUCUGUAGAGUGAGCCCAGAUACGCAACGUGUCCAUUUUAGGAACAAGACUGCGUACAUUCAAAUGAAAAAAAACCAAGACCAGACCUUUCUUUAAAAUCUGCCGGGGUGUUAAAACCUAUGGGGGUGUCUGGGCCUGGGUUUGGCUGCACAUUUCCUGACAUCAACAAUAAUAAAGCAAUUAAACAUUUUAGCUUAAGUGAUUUCUUGUACAAUUCAUUGUUUCUCCGACCAAAAUUGGAGUCUAGGGGCACACAAGAAAUAGUGGAAAAGUUGUCAUAUAACAUCAUGACACUAGACUGACAGACCAAGUCAACAGUGUCAGAGGGAAAAAAUAGGGGCAGAGGGAAUGAUGCGACAUUAAAUAAGCAGCCAUAUGCACACGUGCCUUUAUAUAAUUCAUACGGUAUUGGGAGCACUGGACAGGAAUAGCCAUUCCGGUAGUAGGUGCCCCCAAAAAUAAAUAAGGACAAAGAAAAAGUAAAACAAAGAAAGGCAAGGAGCAACCACUUCUUUCUCUCCAUGCCCGUCGCAACACCCAAACGUGGAAAGACGUUUGAGGAGAAAAGAAAUAAAUAAAUAAAAAAUAAAAAAAUCCUAUACGGAUUAUCCGUUUCUCCGCGGCAAUCAAUGAUGUUGCGUGUUGUCACUUGUAAACAGGAAGCCCGGCGAGUGAAGCAAUGCUGCGAGUAAAAAAAAGUUCAAAUCAAGGCCAGCCGCCUUUAGAGCAUCAGUCUACAUCUUAAAACCAGCAGUAAGAACGAGGAAAAAAAGAGAUCUUGCAUUUUAAUUAUAUUUAUAAAAAAAAAAAAAAAUGUUCAGGAUUUUGAUUGAAUUUGUAAUAUUUGGAAAGUAAACCACAAUGAGA
Messenger RNA from Onychostoma macrolepis, 14919 nucleotides. RefSeq names its product male-specific lethal 3 homolog. The record is from RefSeq and is a predicted model, not a curated record. Bases 259 to 2082 code for a protein of 607 amino acids. Gene Ontology annotation, cellular component: MSL complex; NuA4 histone acetyltransferase complex; nucleus. Gene Ontology annotation, biological process: regulation of DNA-templated transcription; chromatin organization. The transcript has 17 exons. Lineage: Eukaryota; Metazoa; Chordata; Actinopteri; Cypriniformes; Cyprinidae.